AGGAAGUUCUGGGUGAGAGGUGAUUGUGGAGGAAGCAGAGAGGAGACGUUGGUGGAAGUGGCAGCAAAGGAGGUAGUUGUACAACCAAUAAUUCAGUCUAGAUAAUUCUCUGCUAUCCAUCUGUAGGGAGACCCACAUAGAUUGCAUCACAUGACUGCAUCAAUGAGGAUGGAGGAGGACCGAAGUCACAUGACUGAGAGGAUACUUAAACUCACCCUGGAGAUCAUCUACCUGCUGACCGGAGAGAGAUUUCCUCUUCUGAAGUCAGGUGAUCAUAUGACCAUCACAGUGCCUCCAUGUGACUCCCUAAAACCUGAGAGACACAACAUGCAGAAGAUUCUAGAAGUCACCAAGAAGAUGAUGGAGCUGCUGACAGGAGAGGUUCCUAUAAGGUGUCAGGGUGUCACUGUCUAUUUCUCCAUGGAGGAGUGGGAGUAUUUAGAAGGACACAAGGAUCUCUACAAGGACGUCAUGAUGGACAAUCAGCCGCCCCUCACAUCACCGGAUGGAUCCAGUCAUGGGAACCCACCAGAGAGAUGUCCCCGUCCUCUGUAUUCCCGGGAUUCCACACAGGAAGAUCACACCAUCCCUCACCAUCAUCAGAGUGGAGACCUGAGUGAUUCUAAAGUUCAUAUUAAAGAAGAGAUAAAAGAGGAGGAGGAUGAUGGUGUGAUGGAGGAGUUGGAGCCACAAAAAGUACACAAAGAUCUGUACCAGGACACCAUGGUGGAGUCAUCCAGCUACAGAAACCCACCAGAGAGAUGUCCCCGUCCUCUGUAUUCAUGGGAUUCCACACAGGAAGGUCACAUCAUCCACCAUGAUCAGAGUGGAAACCUCGGGGAUUAUAAUAUUGUUGUUAAAGAAGAGUUUAAAGAGGAGGAUGAGCACUAUGGCAUGAUGGAGGAACUUUCAGAAGCAUACAAGGAUCUCAUGGAUCCAGUCAUGGGAACCCAUCAGGGAGAUGUCCCCGUCCUCUGUGUAUUCCCAGGAAGGUCACACCAUCUCUCAUUAUCAUCAGGGUGAAGAUCUGAUGAAGAUGAAAGUUGAGGGUGAAGUAGAAGAGACGUAUGUGAGGGAUGAUCAGCAAUAUACGGAGGAGGCUGGAAUGACGAGGACAUUCAAAGAGGAGGACACUCCUACAGAGAUCAGCACAGGACACACAUCGAGGAACCCUCAAAGAUCAUCUCACUUUACCUCUAAGCUGUAAAAUGGAAGAUGAGGACAUCACAAGAGAUUGUGCAGGAGAAACAGCAAUGAUCUCAGCUAUGGAUGGUGGACUUCACAGUGUGGAUGGACCAU
Molecule: messenger RNA, 1299 nt
Organism: Staurois parvus
Lineage: Eukaryota; Metazoa; Chordata; Amphibia; Anura; Ranidae
Source: the annotation of a GenBank genome assembly